AGUGGGCCGUCAGGUCAGGUGACGCAGAUUCUAAAGCUCGCUCGCGGACGCGCUCGCAGGGAACGUAAACACGCAGAAUCAUGGAGGCCGCGGAUCCCCGGUCCUCGAGUGACGGCGCGCCGGGGAGCAGGGGAGGAUUCCCGGGGAAGGAGAGCAGCAGUGACCGGGACGGAGGGCGGGCCGGGGGAAGCAGCGGCGGAGAGGGCGAGCAGCGGGACCGGGCCAGCUUCGAGUGUAAUAUCUGUCUGGACACCGCCAGGGACGCCGUGAUCAGCCUGUGUGGACAUCUCUUCUGCUGGCCGUGUCUCCAUCAGUGGUUGGAGACGAGGCCGAGCAGACAGCAGUGUCCCGUGUGCAAAGCAGGAAUCAGCCGAGACAAAGUCAUCCCCCUGUACGGGCGCGGCAGCACCAGCCAGGAGGACCCCAGAUUAAAAACUCCUCCUCGACCUCAAGGACAGAGAACAGAGCCCGAGAGCAGAGGCGGGUUCCAGGGUUUUGGCGACACCGGCUUCCACAUGUCGUUCGGUAUCGGCGCGUUUCCUUUCGGCUUCUUCACCACCAUAUUCAACACCAACAACCCGUUCCACAGACCAGAGCCUCACUUCGCCGCGGAUCACCAGGGCAACGGAAACGGCAACAACGGCAACAACUGGCAGGACUCGCUCUUCCUCUUCCUCGCCAUCUUCUUCUUCUUCUGGAUGCUCAGUGUGUGAAAGUGUGUGUGUGUGUGAGAGAGAGGAAGAAAGAAAGAAAAAAAGAAAGAAGGAGAAGAAGAGAUGUCCCCCCACACACACACACACAUUAUAUAAGAACAGUAUUAAAACACUGUAAUAAAGGUUCAUACAACAUAAUUAAGAAAGUGUUGAGGGGGGGAAAUAACACACACACACACACACACACACAGUGUUUCACGACUUCUGCUUCAUACCAAAGAAAACUUCUUGUUUCUCUCUUUUUCACACACACACACACACACACACACACACACACACACACUUCCUUCAGCACAUUGUUGGUGUAUUUAAUAAGUAUUAUUCACCCCCCCCCCCUUUGGUUCUCGAGUGUCUUAAUCCAGAACCGUUCUAGACGUUUAUCGGUACAGUGCAUUAUGGGUAUUUUGUACAGUCUAGGUGAGUGAAUUAACCUUUCGGGUAAGCUGAAUUUUUCCACUGCCUUGUUUCCAGUGUGUUCAGUUGCAGAAAAGCGAACUAACGCCUCGGAUUAGCAUCAACUUUUCUCUCUUACACACACACACACACACACACACACACACACACACAGUUGAGGCAGAAUAAUAUCCAGCUAGCACUUUCCAAGACUGCCGCGCCAAGUUUCUGGCGUUUCUGAUAGUGACGGUUGUCGUGGUAAUGCAGAAAGCACCAUGCUAGUACAAUUAGCGCUGGAAAGAUGUAGCUAGCUACAAAUGUAUUCCAUAAAUUUAACUCUGGACGGUGUGGCACGUGUUUUCAGAGUAGAUUAAACUUUAUAAGCACUUUGAUACGUAACGAGUCGUACCGCUGUAACGUCCACCACGUAGUCGUUCACGUGAGGAUAAACCUGUUCUUCUAGCGAUCGCGCCACUUCCUGAUGCUAACGUGAAAAUCAGCUCAGAUUUCUUGGUCGAUGAGGUACAAGAAAGUGUUAAAUCAGCUGCCAAUCAUUCUGUUAGUGUUGGUGUUAAAGAUUGUCGUAUGGGAUGAAGCACCUGUCUGCCCCCUUGUGGCGUGUUAGUGAACUGUAACAGCCCUGAUCGUUAUUAGAUCGAUAAGCGGUUAACGUAUAGGAUACAUUACGUAUAAGCUAAAUGAGGAUGCACAGGUGGGGGCGGAGCCUCGGUGUGGCCAGCAGUAGGCACAGUAACAGAAUGUGGGCGGAGCCUAAAUCCAUGUUUAGUUAUGUUAAUUAAACGCACUGCUAGGCGCUUAAACAGUAUAAGAGUUUAACACCGGGGCGUGUCUUUUCCCAGUUGUUCACAUCUUGUGCACGUGUGUGUUACGUGCUGAUAUUGACAGAUUGUUUCUGUUCUCUCUUCCAUAAGAUUGUAGACGUGAUCCGGCGAUGGUGAGCCAUGCAGAAAGCGUUCGUAAUCAGAUACGAACGCGAGGUUUUUUUGUCCACGUGACAGUGGAACGUCAGGACGCUGAGAAUUCUAAGCCAGAGCCUAAGACGCUCCUCACCGCUGGCUAGCUCAGUACGUUAGCUGUUUGGUGUUAGCCUGCUAGCCUUGAUUUGAUUAACGGUCUGAUGAGGUUAGGGAUAACAAGUGAUAAUAAUAAUAAUGAUCGUGAAAGAUAACGCACUUAUAACUAACCAAGCAGACUCGCUCAAGGGGACGCGGACAAAAUGUGUGUGGAACUGGGACGUAUGCGGCUAAUUGUGUGUGCGCGCGCGUACUUUAUCUUCCUGUUGUAUUGCUCGUCUUUUUGACCUAAAUAAAAAAUCAAAUAAAAUAGAAAAAUUAGAGUUAUAUUUGUGUUUGGGUUUUGUGGGUGGAGCUUUUGGACAGAUUGAAAUGGGGGCGGGACUCUUUAAUAAAAGUGAAUAAAUGUUUCCUACUGAAUAUAAACACACACACUGCGCCCUGUUUUUUCUGUUGUGGUGAUUUUCUAGAUUUUGGAUUUGUUCUGUUCGAGUCGGAUUAAAAGUUCUGGUUCUGUUGGAAAAAGUCAAAUCUGUACUUUAUAUUUUAACCUUUACACACUUUGUGUUUUGUUGCAGCCUCUAAGCUGUGUUGAUCAGUAGGUUCAGGUGCGUUAUCUGUAUUUUGUUCUGUCGUGUCCUGUUGUGUCUUUUUGUAAUUAUUAAAUUUAAACAGUGAACCUC
This is a messenger RNA of Clarias gariepinus (North African catfish), 2823 nucleotides long. RefSeq names its product ring finger protein 5 (gene rnf5). The transcript is spliced from 6 exons. The record is from RefSeq and is a predicted model, not a curated record. Gene Ontology annotation, cellular component: endoplasmic reticulum. Gene Ontology annotation, biological process: ubiquitin-dependent protein catabolic process. The coding region runs from base 81 to 713 and encodes 210 amino acids. NCBI's taxonomy places the organism in Eukaryota, Metazoa, Chordata, Actinopteri, Siluriformes, Clariidae. Gene Ontology annotation, molecular function: ubiquitin-like protein conjugating enzyme binding; metal ion binding; ubiquitin protein ligase activity.